UCUGUCAUUUUUUUCCCAGGUUUGUGGAGUGUUGUUAUUUGAUCAACAGCAAUAAAAUGCACCUUUAACGAAUCCGAGGCAUGGAGGAGACGCAUGGAUGCCACUUAUAAUUCACAGUAAUGGAAUAAAGUCAUUAAUCUUGAUAUAAUGGAUGAUAGACCCAGUAAGCUCAUCUUGGUUCCCAUUCUUGCCGUCCUUUUUGUUAUGAUAGGUUAUCAGUACAUUUGUCCCGCGGGCAGCAACUCGUGCCACUUUAAGACUGAUGGGGAGAAAUUAAAGGGGGUAAGUCUACUUUCCAGUCCGGACCAGGACAAUGAUGAUUUCUACAGAGAUCAGGACCUGGAGGACGACAGCCCCGCGAGGCUGCCGUCAAAAUUCAACUUCACAGACCGAGACCUCGACAGACACGUGGAGUUCAACAUGAAAGGGGACGACGUGAUCGUGUUCCUGCACAUCCAGAAGACCGGGGGAACCACUUUCGGGAGACACCUGGUGAGGAAUAUUCGCCUGGAGCAGCCGUGCGACUGCAAACCGGGACAGAAGAAAUGCACAUGUCACCGACCAGGGAAAGAGGAGUCGUGGCUCUUCUCCCGCUUCUCCACGGGCUGGAGCUGCGGGCUGCACGCAGACUGGACCGAACUGACGAACUGUGUUCCCGUCAUUAUGGAUAAGAAGGAGGCCCAGAGAAAUAAAAGGAACUUCUACUACAUCACCAUGCUGCGCGACCCAGUCUCCCGCUACCUCAGUGAGUGGAAGCACGUUCAGCGCGGUGCCACAUGGAAAACCGCCCUCCAUAUGUGUGACGGACGCUCACCCACUCAGGACGAGCUGCCCACCUGCUACAGUGGGGAUGAUUGGUCUGGUGUCACCCUCACAGAGUUCAUGAACUGCCCGUUCAACCUGGCCAAUAACCGCCAGGUCCGUAUGCUCGCUGACCUGAGCCUGGUGGGCUGUUACAACCUGUCCUCGAUGAACGAGAGCCAGCGCAACCACAUCCUUUUGAGCAGCGCCAUGAGCAACUUGAAAAACAUGGCUUUCUACGGCCUGACUGAGUUCCAACGCAAGACACAGUACAUGUUUGAGCGGACGUUCAGCCUGCGCUUCAUCUCGGCGUUCACGCAGAUCAACAGCACGCGAGCGGCCAACGUGGACCUAAGCGACCCUGUGCGCAGACGCAUUGAGGAGCUGAACUUCUUGGACGUGCAGUUGUACGAGUAUGCGAAGGACUUGUUCCUCCAGCGUUUCCAGUUCACCCGCCAGAGGGAGCACCAGGAGGUGCGCUUGAAGAGGCGCGAGGAGCGGCGCUGGCUGAGGGAGCAAAGAGAGCAGGCCAGGCCGUGGCCACCCAAACACAGAGGAAGCGGAAACAGGGGAGGGAGAGGGGGAGGACGUUUUGAGAAAGGGACUGAUGGUGACUUUCCCACCACCACUGAGGACUACGCGAGCCAAGUAGCUCGCUGGUGAAGCUUCGGUCCCGUAAAGAGAUACGAGCAAAUGAGAGAGCACCUGAUGGAGAUUCCUCACAGAUUUGAAGAAUUUCUUUUGACGCUCUCGUAAACAUCCCAUGUCUCUCUCAUCAUGUCUCACUCUCUUUGUCUCACCAUUAAUCCGUCUAUCGGCAUCUAUCUGUUUCUCAGCUUCAGUGUGAUCCAAGUGCUCUGCUGUUUCUUUCAGAAAACUGCCAAGUCUGUGAAUCUCACAGCAGCUCUGCCUUGGACUGCCCUUUGGUGUCUUAAAUCUUUAAAUGCUUUUAAUAUAUUUUUGUCAUUAAACUGUCUUUUUUU
Molecule: messenger RNA, 1784 nt
Organism: Solea senegalensis (Senegalese sole)
Lineage: Eukaryota; Metazoa; Chordata; Actinopteri; Pleuronectiformes; Soleidae
Gene: hs6st3b
Product: heparan sulfate 6-O-sulfotransferase 3b
Exons: 2
Coding region: 148-1464 (438 amino acids)
Cellular component (GO): membrane
Molecular function (GO): heparan sulfate 6-sulfotransferase activity
Source: RefSeq, a predicted model, not a curated record